Molecule: messenger RNA, 471 nt
Organism: Pyrenophora tritici-repentis Pt-1C-BFP
Lineage: Eukaryota; Fungi; Ascomycota; Dothideomycetes; Pleosporales; Pleosporaceae
Product: Rdx domain containing protein
Source: RefSeq, a predicted model, not a curated record
AUGUCGCUGGAUGUUAAGGGCAGGCUACGUAAUGUUUUCACCUUGCUUGAGCGUAUGUACAUAGUUCACGUGGCGCUAAUACAUAAGGUGCAGUUUGGCCAAGAACUUCUAUCUACGUUUGGCAAUCAGAUUGGUGAGAUUGCGUUGAUACCAGCUACCGGGGGUUUGUUUAGUGUGGAGUUGACAUAUGUACCCGUGUCAGUGGAGGAUGGAGAGAAGGUAGAGGCGAAGAAGGUGUUGCUUUGGGAUAGGAAGACCGAGGGUGGAUUUCCAGAGACCAAGGUGCUGAAGCAGCGGGUUAGGGAUCAUAUUGAUCCUAACCGCGAUUUGGGACAUUCGGAUAAACAUGGAAAGAAUAAAGAGGACAAGGCUGAAGAGAAGAAGGACGAGCAAGAGCAAAAGGAAUCGAAUGAGGGCGUGGAGGUGAAGAGGAAUCCAGAUGGGACAGUCUGUGAGGACUGCAAUGCUUGA